Messenger RNA from Mycosarcoma maydis (corn smut), 4263 nucleotides. RefSeq lists its product as uncharacterized. The transcript has a single exon. Lineage: Eukaryota; Fungi; Basidiomycota; Ustilaginomycetes; Ustilaginales. Gene Ontology annotation, molecular function: DNA binding; zinc ion binding; DNA-binding transcription factor activity, RNA polymerase II-specific. Gene Ontology annotation, biological process: regulation of DNA-templated transcription; DNA-templated transcription. The record is from RefSeq and is a predicted model, not a curated record. Bases 1 to 4263 code for a protein of 1420 amino acids.
AUGGACGGUGACUCGUCCAAUGCGCAUUCCUACCCGAGAGAACGGCGGCCCCCAUCGCACGACCCAUCUUAUCGACGAAUGACUGGUUCGCGCGAUGAAGCGCUCCGGCUCCGCGCACUCCCCGACUCGAUGCAGCGCUAUCCGCGGUCCGACAUCGAGCCUCCUCCGUCGCUUCACACUCAUGGCUCUACAGCAUGGACUGACCAUGAGCCCCCACCUCUGCCAACGUCAUAUACUUCUCGCGACGGCUCAGCACUGUCGCACCGGUCGAAUCCUUCUUAUGCGCGACCAGGUCCAACCACCGCUCCAGACUUGCCCCGUCCGUCUCUUUCCUCAAGAAUGGAAGGAUACUAUUCUGAACACCAACCAAGCUUUACUUCCUCUCACGACGGCAGCAUUUCGUCUUCGCGCCAUCCAUCCCGUUCCGCCCGCUACCAAGACCGCGCCGCUUCCAUCGAGAGCCGCACCUUGAACGUUGCCGGAUCACGUGAUCCAUAUCGUUCCGCGAGACGGCCUUCCGACGAUCCCGACAGGUGCCCUGACGGCUAUGCCGAAUCUCCCUAUUAUCCCACACGACCUCAGCCUCCAGGUCAUGGCGCUGCUCCGAGGUCAGAAUCCGCGUCAACUCGUGCGCGUUCGCCUCGCGCAGUGCCGUCUGCAUAUUCCGGCACAAUCCCAUCACGACGUAUCAGCAACGCAUCUCAAUCCUAUUCCGCCGAAACAGCAGACCCACCUUUACAUCGAGACAAGAGAGCUCGGCUUGAUCUCUAUUCGCAAAGAGCGCAACCAGUCCAGAAAGCCCCGCUCCAACCUCCACCUCUACGCACCUCGUCGUCGCAUCGCUCUGUCGCUUCCGCCUCGAUCGAUUGGGCGGAGCGCUCUGUUGCGCAAGAUCGUCGUCCUCACGAUUUCGCCGAUACACCCUUUCACGCAGACGCUGCCGGCGAAGGCGUCAGGAACGUCGAAUGGUCUGAUCCAGAGAGAAUACAGUCAGGUCGACGCGCCUCGGCCCUAUUACACCACACGUUGGAUACUGGUUUUGGUGUAAGCAGCGAGGCACAACCGAUCAACAGCCAAUCCGGCAAAGUCAAGAGACGCAAACGUGCGGUGCUCAGCUGUACCGAAUGCAAGCAGCGCAAGAUCAAGUGCGACCGAAACGUUCCCAACUGCGGAAGUUGCGUUCGACGUGGCGUAGCCCAUCUCUGUCGAUGGGGCGAUGAACGUGACUAUUUGCCCGCAGCGCCGACAAACAACAUCACCCCUUCUAACGCCGCCUUGAUGGCCAGAAUCGCUCAACUCGAGUCCCAGCUUCGCGUGCUACAAUCGUCUUCAUCUUCACCCUCUGCAGCGCACGAGGCGGCAGCGUCGGAACGAAGCUCAGUGCAACGUCCCGUGUCCAAGUAUAGUGCCUCGGCGUCGUCCACCGGUCCAUCGUCUCGCUUCAGUGCUCUCUCAAGCGUCCAGAAUCCACCCGACUUCACAAGUCGGGAUCGAAACACUUCUGACCGGCCAGCUGAACGCAUCCCCCUCGACGACGACGAAGAGGAGGAAGACAGCGAGCAGAGUGACGAAAGCGCCGAAUCGGGCGCCGAGGAUGCAGGCGAUCUCCUGCGUGUGCUUGCUCAAGGAACUUCGCUCAAGAGCAACAAAAAUUCCGCUCAGCCUCCGCGCGAUCAGACAUCUUCGGCCCGCUCGCAUCAAAUCGAUCGACUGCCCGAGGACGGUGUACAUUGCACGGCACAAAGUGAGCAUCUCGAUGCUGAUCUAAACUCCAAAGCUGGUGCUGGAAGCGGGAAUCGAGUCUCACAUGUCGCUGGGAUGAACCCAGGGCUGUUGCAGGAAGAUGCGCUCGCACCUGCAGCCCUGCUCAACAUCUUUACCUCGAGCACAUGGAGCAACGAUUCUGGAAACCUUCAAUCCGGUCUUGUCGAGGCUCUCAAUCUACUUCCUCCGCGCCACAAAACAGAGGCGCUGGUCGAUCACUAUCUGCGCGAAGCUGAACCUAUCGUUCACUCGAUCCACAAGCCUUCCCUCUUGCUAGAGCUUGACCGAUUUUGGGUUGUGCUCGAUCGGAUAAAGGGAGCUACCGGCUCAGACACUCCGCCAUCCCUUCCGGAUGUUCAAUUUGGAGCCAUGCUACUUGCCAUGUGCGAAUCCGCUUGCGAGUUCAUGACGCCCGCCGAGGUGCUCGACAGCGAGAUCUGCAAGUCGCGCGACUCAAUCAACGAUCAGCUCACCUUGCUCGCUAGGUCUUGCCUAGCUUUGCUCGGUAUAGGCCAUUUUGUGCGUCACCCUACCAUUUGGGGCAUGCAGGCUGUGAUUCUGCUGCGUCAUUACUCCUUUAACCGCGAUCAUCGCGAAGAGUACUCGGUUUUGGCGACCAUGGCCAUCAGAGCGUCCGAAUUCAUGGGUCUGCAUCGACUUGGCUCGGCUCUCAAGGAUGAAGAGCGCUGGGAGAAUGAGGAGCGCGAGUCUACCCGUUCACAGACUGCCAACGAUGGCAAGGAGUCUGGAACUUUGUCCACGCAUCGAUGGAAGAUGCUCACUUCAACUCAGAUCUGCGAUGGACACGAGUCUGAGUCGGACGGUGAAGAUCUCGAUCCGGAUCGACGCGAGAGAAAAGACAUGAAUGCAAUGUGGCUCCCUCGUGGUGCCAGGCGGAGGAAUUGGGAUGUUGCUGCUACAAAGCGCUACAAGGAGGGCAGCCGGGUCAAUCGAGAGCACGGCCGCAAAGUGUGGUUCGCUUUCGCUACCUUGGAUUGGUUAUGUGCGGCCCACUUUGACCGAUGCUACCAUAUCAAGGACGAAAUGUUCACCACUCAGAGUCCACAGAACAUCGACGAUGGCGAUGUAAUGGACACUGAUCUUCUUUCAGCCGGGAUCCAAGAGGAUCGCAUCGGCCACCGCCAUCGCAUCAGCAAUCCCUUCCUCGAUAAGAUUCGCAUCACCAACAUCCCCACCACGAACAGCUUCAUCCCCAUUCACAUCGAGAUUUGCCACACGGUCCGCAGCAUCGCAGAUGCUCUCAACCACGGCGACGAGUCGUUCGAUACGGUGCUUGCUAUCGAAGAACGCUUCCGCGAGAUCCUGCGAUCACUUCCACGAUUCUUCAAGUUGGAUGGAGAGAGCGAAUACGAUCCCGAGAUCCAUCGGUUCCACCAGGAGAGACCGUACCUGUCGCUGCAGCGUGCCGUCAUCCACGAGUACGUCCAUCAUCGUCUGCUCAAGCUCCACCGUCUCUACUUGAGUCGAGGCUACUGGAACGCCAAAUACAUCCAUUCGACCCGCACCUGUAUCGAGAGCGCUCGAGUGGUCAUUGGAAUCCUGCGUGCGCUGGAUAAUACAGGCUGUCGUGGCCAACGAUACUGGAUCUUCAAGUUCCACAUCUUCCAUGCCCUACUAGCUUUGCAAGUGGAUCUGCUGUAUUUGGCUAGACAACCGAUGAACCGCGAGAUCCUUGACAAGCGUGCCGAUGUCGUCAGCGGGCUCAAGAUGCUGCAUGCCAGGACUGAUGUCGAAGGGCGCAAUCCUGUGCUGGCGUCGUCGCUCAAAGUGAUCAAGGUUCUCCGAGAAGAGGAGCGAGCGCGUCGAGCCAACAAGGCAGCGGGUGCCGAGGCGUCGGCCGAGUCCGAACACCCGGGUACCAGCUCACCGAUGGGAGACGCAGGCUCGCAGAAGAAGACAAAGCCACGCCAAUGGACGGGCGCGUCGGAAUCUACCGGAGAUCUGGCGAAUCAUCUAGAACGUCGUGUCGAAGAGACCUGGUACACUGUGGAUAUGAGCAAGCCGCGAGCUCAGACAGAAGCGGCGAGCAAUUUGGCAGUGGAAGUAGCCUCGCCUUUGGUUCAGGACGUUUCUCAUAGGGUGUCAGCGGUCGUAUCGAAGCCAUCCACUGAGGACAGUUCGUCGAUCCACACUGAUGCGGACGCAGUGACACAGAGGCGUAAGCUAAGCAAAGCUGCAGCGGUGCACGGUGAGCUUGCAGAGCCCGCCGAUAGGCUCGUUUGCGAGGAGGGACGUGAUACCGAGCUCGACGACUACCUCAAGCUCUUGUCUUCGUACCAGAACCCCGAUGAUGCUCCCGACGGUGCCAACUUCUUCGACGUUCUCGACGACAUGGUCUUCGAAAACGGCCCGGCGAACAAGCUCAAUUUGAGAGGAUCCGCAAUGGCUCGCGAGCUCGCGUCGCCUUUGCCGAUGCUGAGAGGCGCGAAUGAUCUCGCUGCCGCCGGCGCGGGAUUUGACGCCUUUACUGCUGCAUGA